AUGAGCCAAAAACCUAAUAGUGCCAAUAGUGCCAAUAGUAGUAAUAAUACAAAUGCUGUCUGUAAACCACCGGCAGAUGCCGUUGCAGCUGGAUGUAUUGCUGCAGCUAUACGACGGCAUCGACGGAAAAAGCAUCGUGAUUCUGCAUCUUUUGAACAUCUUGUUGAACGUGAAAAACGUAAACGACGUACAACGUUUGCACGUUUUCUUGAAACAUUUGUUCGAAAAGUUUUUGAUACUCAAGAAAAGAUUGGUAUAUCAUUAAACAUGUUGUUCUAUCCGAAGCUCAUCAUCUUCAUUCACUUAAAGGUUGAAAUGCCUUGA
Enterobius vermicularis (human pinworm) is the source of this 324-nucleotide messenger RNA. Lineage: Eukaryota; Metazoa; Nematoda; Chromadorea; Rhabditida; Oxyuridae. The record is from the annotation of a GenBank genome assembly.